GAAUGUUGCUGUGAAAUGAAAUCUUUUGCUGCUGUGUGAGGCACAAAGGGCGCCAUGCUGAUCAGUCUGCUGCUCUUAAACACAGGCUGUGCUUCUGCUCCUCACUGCGGAAGUUAAAGCAACAGUGGGGAGUUUGUUCUGCACGCGCUACGGCAAUUUUCCUGAGAUUCUCCACAUCUCUCUCUCUCUCUCUCUCUUUUUUUUUUUGAUCCUUUUUUGAAAUCCUGCCUACGUCUUACUGCCUGUAGAGCACGCGCCGCCGUUACCGGAGCAGUGAGGACGCGAGCUCGCGCGAGCCUGCGCCCUACACGCCCAUGAGCCCGGCCCGGAAGACGCCGCGGUCGCGUGCAUGCACGUUAAGCUCGGAGGACGCGCGCUUUCGGUGGAUGUGAGAUCUCCAUGUCGUUAUUUGUGAAGAUGGAUGCGUGUGCUCCUGUGCUUGGCGCAGCUGAGACCAGCAUGAACACUGUCAUGUCUGCAAGGGCAGCGAUCCACCUACAGCCUUGUCGAAUUCGCAAUUCGAGGACAGUUCUGGGUUUAACUGCACGCCCUGGUCUGGUGCGAUAGACGGAAUGAGGCUGUGUUUUUCUCAUCUGCUGCGCUGUAGUUGUCACAGUAUUCACCUGAUUUACGUGCAACACGGCUACAUCUUCGGCACCGUGCUCCAUUGGAGAAAUGCUCGAUUGUACUGAAUACGGUCACGAAUUGGAUUAUGUAAAAAAGAUUCUCGAAAGUUUCCCAAAACUCUAAGGGAUGGAGUGGCUCAUCAUCUCUCUGCUAAUACUGGUUGUUUCUACCUCUGGACAUCUGUGUCCCAAGCGUUGCAUGUGCCAAAACCUGUCACCAUCGCUUGCUAUUCUGUGUGCCAAGACGGGCCUGCUCUUUGUACCCACGGUCAUUGAUCGCCGGACAGUAGAACUUCGACUUACUGAGAAUUUCAUCACAGCAGUAAGGAGGAGGGACUUUACAAACAUGACAAGUCUCCUGCACCUGACACUGUCACGCAACACCAUCAGCCAGAUCAUGCCUUACACCUUUGCCGACCUCAAACGGCUGCGAGCGCUGCAUCUGGACAGCAACCGCCUCAGUGUGGUCACUGAUGACCACUUCCAGGGUCUAACCAACCUAAGGCACCUCAUUUUAGCCAACAACCAGCUCCAUAACAUUUCUCCACAUGCUUUUGAUGACUUCCUGGGGACUCUGGAAGACCUGGAUCUGUCUUACAAUAAUCUGGUGGACAUUCCUUGGGAAACCAUUGGGAGGCUCACCAAUGUAAACACACUUAAUAUGGACCAUAACCUUAUAGAGCAUGUCCCUUUAGGAGUGUUUUCCAACCUACACAAGCUAGCACGUCUAGAUAUGACAUCCAAUAAACUGAAAAAAAUUCCUCCUGAUCCUUUGUUUCUUAGGAUCCCAGUUUAUGCUAAGUCCAAGGGGUCUCCACUGACCUCACUUGUUCUUAGCUUUGGAGGAAAUCCACUCCAUUGUAACUGUGAGCUCCUUUGGCUAAGACGGCUUACGAGAGAAGAUGACCUGGAAACAUGUGCCACACCUCCCGAUCUUACUGCUAAAUACUUUUGGACAAUUCCUGAAGAAGAGUUCAUCUGUGAGCCACCUGUUAUUACAAGGAGGUCCUUCAAGACCUUUGCUAUGGAGGGACAGCCAGCCAGCUUAAAAUGUAAAGCCAAUGGUGACCCAGACCCAGAUGUCCACUGGAUUUCUCCUGAAGGUCGUCUGAUCUCUAACACGUCCCGCACUCUCACCUUUAGCAAUGGAAGCCUGGAAAUAAACAUCACCUCCCUGAAAGAUAUGGGAGUGUUCACCUGUAUUGCCUCCAAUGCUGCUGGUGAGUCUACAGGCACUGUGGAACUCGUGGUCACUCCACUUCCUCACCUAGCCAAUAGCACUAAUCGCAUCCAGGAGCCUGAUCCAGGACCAUCUGAUAUCUUAACAUCUGCCAAGUCCAGCUCUUCCUAUAGCAAUGAUACAAGGACGCAAGAAAAGACGACGAUACUAGCUGAGCUCACUGCAAACUCGGCUCUCAUUAGAUGGCCUUCACAGCAGCAUUUCCCGAGUAUUAGGAUGUUCCAGAUACAGUACAACAGCUCAGUAGAUGACACCUUGGUCUACAGGAUGAUCCCAUCUACAAAUCGGGACUUUCUGGUGAGAGAUCUGGCAUCUGGGCGUGAGUAUGACCUGUGUGUGCUGGCUGUAUACGAGGAUGGCAUAACCUCGCUGACUGCCACGCGGCAGGUGGGCUGCGUCUCAUUCGUCACGCAUGCCGAGUACACCCAGUGCCAUGUGUUGCGCAGCCACUUUCUGGGUGGCACCAUAAUCAUCAUCAUCGGUGGCAUCAUUGUGGCAUCUGUGCUGGUCUUCAUCAUCAUCCUUAUGAUUCGCUACAAGGUGUACAGCCAGCAGGGGCCCAAAGCUGGCAAAGGACUAGCCAAGAGCAAGGUCCGAUCACAAAGCAACGGAGGAGGACAGGUUCCUGGGCAAAUGCCAUGCUCAGGCUCCAAAGUCAUGGAGGGGCAGGAGGACCAAGGACCAGGGAUUGGAGGAAGCACAAGAGUGACAACUUCCUCUCUCAAAGACUGCAUUACCAUGGCUUUAGUCAUGGACUGUGAGAAGGGAAUGCAGAACUCAGAGGCAAGCAGUGAGGGCACUGUUUUACCCUUACAGAAACGCCUCUCCAGGACGUGCCUAGAGCAAAAAGGUCAACCUUCACUGUCCACCAUCGAUGGGACCUCAACUGUGGAAGGAAGUAAGUUAAAGAUAAUGAAAUUGUGUAGCUUACUUUUGCUUUUAAACCAUAAAAAGAUGUUCCUUCUAUCCUUUUUUGAAGCUCCAAGGAUUCUCUAAACAAUUACUGGUGUUCAGAGAUAAGUGGUUAAAAGUAAUUGUAGUUUCUGGAUGAACUGGCAAUGAAUGAGACUAAAUUUGAGGUCGAUGCCGUCCGUUUAAUCAGGAUCUCAUGGUGCAGAAGGGAGAGCUUACACAAUAUCUGUUAAAUCAGAGAGGAGCUGUAUUUAAAAUAGUGAUUAACCAAGUGAAGCAAAUGAAUGAUGUUAAUUGUAUUGUUUUAAAAGCGUCAUUCUGUCAGAACAGGUAACAUAAUAAUAAUAAUAAUAAUAAUAAUAAUAAUAUAAAGUUUUCUCUAUUAAUGAAAAAUGGAAUUAGAGAAUUCAGUUUUUUUAUUAUAAUGCUGUAAUGCCACCUGGUGAAGGCGUUAUGUUUUCAGGUUGUCUGUCUGUCCAUCCCUCCGUCCAUCUGCACGAUAUCUCGAGAGCGAGUGGUCGAGUGUUUGUAGGAUUUCUGUGGAAUUAUCCUCGUCACCAGCAGAUGAACUGAUUAGAUUUUGGAACGGAUCCAACCAGGGUCAAGGUCACAGCAAGGUCAAAUGUCUGAAAUAGUUUUUCUUCAACAGCUUCCUUCCUGUCUGAAGUGUAUUUUAAGGGAAUUUCUGGUGUACACAUUACUAACAAGGCUAGACUUGGUGAUGGAGGUGGAGGUCGACACUGUCGGCGUAAAGUUCGACUUGUGCACUUACUGCAAAACGCAUUUAAAAAAAACUUUAGAGAAGCACCAAUAAUUAGUCUAGUUUUUUUAAAUCAUUCUUAUUAUUGUACAUAGACCAAAACCCGUGAGCAGUUACAGUUACACAACACAUUAACAUAUCAGUUAUUUCAUGUUAUAAUUCUCUCUUAUAUCAUCUGUCCUGCAGAUAAAGUCUGCAAAAAGUGAAUACUUUACUAGUCUAUUACUCAUGAAUGAAUCAACUUAUAACCAAUUAAUCAGUUUAAAUAUCAUUUAGCAAUUUUUUGUUUAUUAUUUUUCCAAUAAUUAAAUGUAAAACAAAACUGUGAGUAACAAACCAUUUAACAUCUUGUUACUCUACUGACGUUCUCCUCUAGGCCUGAUCUAAUGAUUAUUCCCUGCGGCCAAUACCAAUAACUAAUUCAAAUUAAUGCAAAUAAAAAAUUUAUAAGGAAUUUUUUUUUUUAUAAAUAAUCAAACAGAAAGCUUGGAGUUUGUGGGUUUAAAUCAUCUUCAUAACAAGGCAAAAUUAAAAAGGCAAAAAAAACACAAAAGAAACACAACCAGCCUCAGUAAAAUAACUGCUGCACACAUUAUACUGGGGAAAAAAAACAAACCCUCAGGCCCUUUGAAUGCUGCGUAAUAAGAAGCUAUAACGUGAACCAAACAGGAGCUUUCAGCCGCUUUCGUGUUUAAAGCUCGUGCUGGUAUGAAAGGUAGCUCUGCUUUGUGCAGAAUGGUUUUAGUGAAACUAGCAGUGUUUUCGUUUUGGCUUUUCUACUCCUCUCUCACUGCCACCAUCAUUAAUAGUUCUGUCAGAGAGAGAGAGAGAGAGAGAG
Messenger RNA from Pangasianodon hypophthalmus (striped catfish), 4376 nucleotides. Its product is annotated as leucine-rich repeat and fibronectin type III domain-containing protein 1-like protein. Lineage: Eukaryota; Metazoa; Chordata; Actinopteri; Siluriformes; Pangasiidae. The transcript has 5 exons. Bases 754 to 2862 code for a protein of 702 amino acids. Gene Ontology annotation, molecular function: protein binding. The record is from RefSeq and is a predicted model, not a curated record.